Dermatophagoides pteronyssinus (European house dust mite) is the source of this 1315-nucleotide messenger RNA. RefSeq lists its product as uncharacterized. The record is from RefSeq and is a predicted model, not a curated record. NCBI's taxonomy places the organism in Eukaryota, Metazoa, Arthropoda, Arachnida, Sarcoptiformes, Pyroglyphidae.
UUAUCAAGAUAAUAUAAAUAAUCAAAAUGACAACAAAAACGAAAAUCAAACAUACAUCAAUCAUAUUGAUUGUUAUUUCAGCAUUCAGCAUAAUAAUUACUGAUGCUAUAACAAAAAAAUCUGAUGAUGGUCAAUCAAUGUUAUUAGGUGUUGGCGGUGGUGGUGGUAAUCAACCUGUUUAUCAUCAAUCGAAUCAAAAUGGUCAAUAUUCAAUGUCAAAUCAAUAUGGUGGUGGUGGUGGUGGUGUUGGUAAUGGUGUUAAUAGUGGCGGCGGAAGCCUAAAUACAAUCACUAAUCAACAAAUGCAACAUGAACAUGUUUCAAAUGGUCAACAAUCACAACAAUCACCGCAAGGAUCUCAAUCGAAUCUUUAUUAUUAUUAUUAUCCGGUACAAGAUCAAAAAUCAAAAGAUCAAUCAUCAUCAUCAUCAAGCCAAUAUGGUCAUGCACAAAUGAUUUCAUCGGGUCAUCCAAAUUCUGGUGCUGCUCAUGAAAAUAUUGAACAUGGCAGUGGUGGUCCAAUGGAUGCUGCUGCUUCUGGUUCGGAAAUCAGCUAUAGUGCACCGGAAUUAAGCCAUAAUGAUUAUCAAUCACAAUCAUCACAAAAUGGUUUUGAUGCACAAACAUUAAGUAAUUUGGCACAACAAUUUCAACAACAAUAUUUUAAUAAUCCUUCUGGUUCAUAUGAAUCUAAUGCUGCUGCUGCAAAUAUGGCUGCUGCAUAUGGUAAUCAAGCUGAAGCAUCCAGUCAUUUAGCACAACAAAUUCAUCCUGGUUAUUCACAAGGACAUUUAGCAUUUGCACAAGGAUCACCAUAUGGUUCGGGACAACAUUCAUUUGCUGGUUAUGGUCAAGGUAUUGGUGGCGGUGGUGGUGCAGGUGGUGCUUUACAACCACAAUCAACCGAAGUUUCUAGUGGUGGAUUAGCAUCCGGUCUAAAAAAAUAUGGUCUUAGUUCAAUUUUGAUGCCUGUUCUAGCGAUUGCUGGUCUUAGUUUAUUAUUACCAACAAUGACUAAUUUAGGUACAACAACAACCAAAACUAAACGUUCAAUUGAUGAUUCACCAUUUUCAUCAUAUAUUGAAAAAAUGGAUGCCUAUUAUAAAAUGUAUAACAAAGCAAUGGAAAAAGAAGAAUGUAUGAAUCGUAUGAUUUGUGAACUUGGCGAUGCUGUAAGUGAUGUACGUGGACGUAGUGCUUUGUUGAUGGUCGUUGAAAAUAUUGCCCCACAAUGGAUGGAAAAAAAGAUGACCGUAUUUAAAAAUGGUGCACUAAGUAAAGAUAUGACUAAAUGUAAAAAAUAUUCUUGCUAACC